Messenger RNA from Salvelinus sp. IW2-2015, 940 nucleotides. RefSeq names its product GTPase IMAP family member 9-like. The record is from RefSeq and is a predicted model, not a curated record. Gene Ontology annotation, molecular function: GTP binding. Lineage: Eukaryota; Metazoa; Chordata; Actinopteri; Salmoniformes; Salmonidae.
AAAACGUCGGCUGCAUCUCCAAUUGUAGACAUACGACUCUWGAUACCCAGCUCAACAGGCAGGCAAAGAGACCCUGAUUACUCUUGUUGGGAAGACUGUUCCUUGGAAAAGCUUGACAGCACUCCAAAACCCAAACAUGACUGAACAAAAUAAAGAGGUCCGGAUUGUUCUGGUUGGGAAGAUUGGAUCUGGGAAGAGCGCAACAGGAAACGCCAUCCUGGGGAGAAAAGCGUUUGAAUCCAAAAUGUCCGCUAUUUCUGUGACAUCCUCAAGUAAAAAGAAAAGAGGAGAGGUGGGAGGGCAACAUGUAGCUGUCAUCGACACACCUGGCUUGUUUGACACCAAGUUAACACAGGAGGAGGCACUGAAAGAGAUCUCACAGUGCCUGCUWUUCUCCGCUCCUGGUCCCCAUGUGUURCUGGUUGUGCUCAAGCUGGGAGGAUUCACUGAAGAGCAGCAGYAKAUUGUGAAGAUGAUCCAGAAACUAUUUGGUGAUGAAGCAUCGAAAUACACCAUGGUUGUCUUCACACAUGGAGACCUUCUUGAUGAUGUAACAAUUGAAGACUURCUGCAUGGAAAUCCCAAACUGGAAAGUUUCAUUGCCAAAUGRKAMGGGGGAUAUCAUGUCUUCAAAAACAAAGAUCAGAAURSCUCCCAGGUCKCUGAGCUGCUUGAGAAGAUAYACAAMAUGGUGAAGYUGAAUGGAGGYAGCCARUACACCACUGAGAUGUUCCAGGAGGCUGAGAGAGCGAUUGAAGAYGAGAAGAACAGGAUCCUGAGAGAGAAUGAAGAGAAGAUACGCAGAGAGAGGGAAGAACUGAAGGCAAAGUUUGAAGGAGUGUGUCUAAGAGAAGAAGUAGAGAAGCUGGGGAUAAAACAGGAAAGUCGACAGCUAGAAAGAAUGCUGAGAAAUUUAACCACAUGAGAACAGGUGCUGCAA